This is a messenger RNA of Arabidopsis arenosa, 1201 nucleotides long. NCBI's taxonomy places the organism in Eukaryota, Viridiplantae, Streptophyta, Magnoliopsida, Brassicales, Brassicaceae. The record is from the annotation of a GenBank genome assembly.
UUCCUCAUCUUCUCAAACUAAAUCAAUCAAAUAGGUUUCUUCUUACUAAAAAUGAAUUUCUCUUAUUCUUCCUUGUCAACUUGGACAACCCUAUUAACACUGGGUUGUCUUCUGCUUCAUUCAUCCAAUUCCAGUGCUCAGCUAACCCCAACCUUCUAUGACAAUACAUGCCCCAACGUCUUUACCAUCGUACGGGACACCAUCGUAAACGAGCUAAGAUCAGAUCCUCGUAUCGCUGCAAGCAUCCUUCGUCUUCACUUCCACGACUGCUUCGUCAAUGGCUGUGAUGCAUCGAUUCUGUUAGACAACACAACAUCCUUCCAAACUGAGAAAGACGCUGCUCCAAACGCAAACUCGGCUCGAGGAUUUCCAGUGAUUGAUAGAAUGAAAGCAGCAGUAGAGACAGCAUGUCCAAGGACUGUUUCAUGCGCAGAUAUACUUACCAUCGCAGCUCAACAAUCUGUAAAUUUGGCAGGAGGUCCUUCUUGGAGGGUUCCUUUGGGGAGAAGAGAUAGCUUACAAGCAUUCUUUGCUCUCGCUAAUGCAAAUCUUCCCGCUCCAUUUUUCACGCUCCCACAACUUAAGGCUAGCUUUCAAAAUGUUGGACUUAACCGUCCCUCUGAUCUCGUUGCACUCUCUGGUGGUCACACAUUUGGUAAAAACCAAUGCCAAUUUAUUAUGGAUAGGCUAUACAACUUUAGCAACACUGGUUUACCCGACCCUACUCUUAAUACUACAUACCUCCAGACACUUCGUGGACAAUGUCCCCGGAAUGGUAACCAGACCGUCUUGGUCGAUUUCGAUUUUCGUACACCGACGGUUUUUGACAAUAAAUACUAUGUGAAUCUGAAAGAGCUAAAGGGACUUAUCCAAACCGAUCAAGAGUUGUUUUCCAGCCCUAAUGCCACUGACACAGUCCCCUUGGUGAGAGAAUAUGCUGAUGGCACUCAAAAAUUCUUCAAUGCUUUUGUUGAAGCCAUGAAUAGGAUGGGAAACAUUACACCUCUCACUGGAACUCAAGGACAAAUCAGACAGAAUUGUAGGGUGGUCAACUCCAACUCGCUGCUACAUGAUGUGGUUGAAAUUGUUGACUUUGUCAGCUCUAUAUAACAUAAUAUUGUCACGAUAUAUGUGGCAACCAAAAAUAUAUGUUUUAUGAAAUAAAGUGUUCUCGAAACGUUAAUGAAGAACAUUUCUUUUA